Anopheles funestus (African malaria mosquito) is the source of this 1540-nucleotide messenger RNA. Its product is annotated as interleukin enhancer-binding factor 2 homolog. The transcript is spliced from 2 exons. The coding region runs from base 112 to 1308 and encodes 398 amino acids. The record is from RefSeq and is a predicted model, not a curated record. Lineage: Eukaryota; Metazoa; Arthropoda; Insecta; Diptera; Culicidae.
UGUAAAUGUCAAAAAUUUUCAAUCAAUCGGCUUUUGUUUUGGUGUAUCCUUCGGCAACCGGAAAAACAGCGCAAAAGAAUUGUGAAAAUAGCAGGUUAAAACUUGGAAAUAAUGGUUCGUCCAGGCUUAAUGCGUGGUGGUUGCCGCGGUGGAAUGGGAAUGGGCAUGCGAGGCCGUGGAGCCCCGUACAUGAACAAGAAAACCUUUCUUCCCCGCCAUCCGUUCGAUCUUACCUUGGCGGAAAUGGCUUUCCCCCGUGUACAUCCGGCUCCGGACGAUUCCGCACUCACCAAUGCCCUGUUAAAACGCAGCCAAGAUCUCACUCCGACCGCAGCGGAACAAACCGCAAUCUCGAAUCUCGUCGCCAAGGUGCAGGGCGUGCUGGAUAACAUCGUGAUCGCACCGGGAGACUUUAACAAGUGCCAGCUGGAAGAGGUACGCCAGGUAGGAUCGUACAAGAAGGGCACGAUGAUGGCAGGCAACAACGUAGCCGAUAUUGUUAUCAUCCUGAAGUCACUCCCGACGAAAGACUGUGCCGAAGCGCUCGGCAAAAAGGUGGAAGAAGAUUUGGAAAAGUCAAUGAAAACGGAAGUCGUCCCCAAGGCGGAAGCCCUUUCGCUAACGUACAGUGAGAAAGGGUUCGAAAUAUCGAACUCUCUAGCGAAGGUACGCUGCCUGAUUGCAACGUUGCCGCAAAACAUGCGCAAGCUCGAGACGGAGAAGCAUCUGGAUUUCAAAAUCAUCCAAAGUCAUCUGGCCGCCAUUCGGCACACGCGCUGGUUCGAAGAAAAUGCACACCAUUCAACCAUAAAGGUGCUGAUACGCAUACUCAAGGAUCUCGCCCGUCGCUUCGACGGCUUCAAGCCGUUAAAUCCGUGGAUUUGCGAUCUGCUCGCCCAUUCCGUCAUCAUGAACAACCCGAGUCGUCAGGCCCUGCCCGUGAACGUUGCUUUCCGGCGCGUAUUUCAACUGCUGGCUUCCGGGCUGUUUGUGCCUGGAUCGGCGGGCAUUACGGAUCCGUGCGAGGUGGGCCACUUCCGGGUGCACACAUCGAUGACACUGGUCCAGCAAGAUGAAUGCUGCAUGACGGCACAAACACUGGUGCGCGUGUUGGCCCACGGUGGGUACAAGCAUAUUCUUGGCUUUGUAGAGAACACUACCGUAGCGAAGGAAAUGUCCGUCUGGGACGGUGUCGUAGUUUCCCCGCUGGAACCAGCCUACGAGAAGCCAUCGGAAAAGAAGGACGGCGAAGAGGACGAUAUGGAGUGCGUUGAGGGAGAAACCAUAAACGAAGAGCAGACGGAGUAAGUCGCUAGCUUCCCGAAUCGUGGUCGAUACAACAUUUAGCAUUUAGAGGGAACGCUUGGGACUUUAAUGAUAGUAUAGAAUAGAAGUUACAUUAACUCAUCACGAUGUAAUUCAACGAAAUGCACUGACUCUACUGUACGUAUGCUAUCUACUCCCUGUGCGGGAUUUAAUAAGUAUAUAUCGAAAUAAACAACUACUAGAAUUUACUUUCCUUUGAGCAACUACCAAACAA